UUCCUCUUCAUCCUCUUCUCUUCGCUUCACCUUCAUACGAUCCUAGAAUCUGCCCUCAUGCCUCACUGGAAGAGUGCGUUGGUCGGAUUGCUGGCCGUUGCCGGCACCGCUUUCUCCCACGCCCACCAUGACGAUGGAGAUGUCGUCCCCGAGCAUUUGCGGGCUCAAUUGUUGAAGAAGUGGGAUCAGGAGUGGUCCUUUUCCGGAAUUGCUAGCUUUGCCCACUUGAAGCCCGUCAAGUGCCUUAUCGAGCCCGAUGAGUUCUAUGACAUCGCCAUUAUCGGCGCACCAUUCGACACCGCCGUCAGCUACAGACCAGGCGCUCGUUUCGGUCCCCGUGCUAUUCGCGCCGCCAGCGCCCGCCAGAUGGCCGCUACAAGCUACAACACCCGUGCGGGCAUCAACCCUUACAGCUCCUGGGCCACCAUUAAAGACUGCGGCGAUAUCCCCAUUACCCCCUUCGACAACGGUGUCGCAGAGCGCCAAAUGUACGAGGCCUUCCUGGAGCUCGGGUCGCGUCCGGCCGUGACAACCUCGGACUCCAAGUACGGCUCCAAGGGCAUCUCCGCGGGCAAAGCGAAGCUGGUCACCCUGGGCGGCGACCACAGCGUUGCCCUCCCCGCGCUUCGCGCCCUGUACCAGAUCUACCAGAAACCCAUCACGGUGCUGCACUUUGACGCCCACCUCGACACCUGGAACCCCGUGCGCUACUCGGCAUACUGGGUCUCGGAGCAAUCGGCCUUCAACCAUGGCAGUUUCUUCCACAAGGCCAGUCGCGAGGGCCUCAUCUGCAACUCGACCUCGGCGCAUGCGGGCCUGCGCACCCGUCUCACCGGCGUCACCGAUAGCGAUUACACCAACCCCGGCCCAGAGCAGGGCUUCAUGCGCAUCCACGCCGACGACAUCGACGACCUCGGCCCCAUGGGCGUCGUCGAUAAGAUCAUCCAGCGCAUCGGCCUCGACCCCGAACAACCCGUCUACCUCUCCGUCGACAUCGAUGUCCUGGACCCCGCCACCGCCCCGGGAACCGGCACCCCCGAGCCCGGUGGCUGGACGACCCGCGAGUUCAUCCGCAUGCUGCGCGGCAUCGAGAAGCUGAACAUUGUCGGCGCCGAUAUCGUCGAGGUCUCGCCUAGCUAUGAUAACAAGGGCGAGACUACCGCGUUGGCCGCGGCCCAGGUCGCCUUUGAGAUUAUCACUAGUAUCGUCAAGGCCGGUGCUGGCGAGGAGUUGGGUGGAUGGUACGGACUGAAAGAGGAGCAGGUCGAGUCUGCUAAGAAGGCGGGCAAGGAUGAAUUGUAAAGGAGUUGAGUUGGGUUUGAGGAGGGUUUAUGGAGUUGCAUGAAAGGAACCUGUACCUAGUAUAUAAGUCGCAUGAUAUGGAUAAUGAUGAUAUGAGAAUGAGAGAUUGACUGCAC
Molecule: messenger RNA, 1418 nt
Organism: Aspergillus wentii DTO 134E9
Lineage: Eukaryota; Fungi; Ascomycota; Eurotiomycetes; Eurotiales; Aspergillaceae
Product: agmatinase
Exons: 3
Coding region: 58-1302 (414 amino acids)
Molecular function (GO): metal ion binding; agmatinase activity
Source: RefSeq, a predicted model, not a curated record